Molecule: messenger RNA, 1596 nt
Organism: Mixia osmundae IAM 14324
Lineage: Eukaryota; Fungi; Basidiomycota; Mixiomycetes; Mixiales; Mixiaceae
Exons: 7
Coding region: 1-1596 (531 amino acids)
Biological process (GO): 3'-UTR-mediated mRNA stabilization
Cellular component (GO): cytoplasm; nucleus
Molecular function (GO): mRNA 3'-UTR AU-rich region binding
Source: RefSeq, a predicted model, not a curated record
AUGCGACACUUACCGAGUCUCGAUCACUCGUCGUGUUCGAUUGCAAAGCUCAAUAUAAGCUCGCGUCUCCAAGGCCUCUGGCAGGAGACUCUGCCUUCGCGCAGAGUUGCGCCCACUCAGCCUAGAGAGGGGCAGCAGAUAGACUUGCGCUGCCUGCGCGCCAGUAGAUCCCUAGACGACUGCACCAGCCCACUCUCCUUCUCUGACUCGUACCAUACCCGAUACCGUCUUCGCCCGCUAGAUAUCAUGCCUGAAGCUGCUCCCGCGGCAGCCGUACCCGACGUCGACGGCGUCGCGCAGGCCGUUGCGAAUCUGUCGACCACUGAGAAAGACUCGCCAGCAGUGCAGCCCAAGGAAGAUGCGCCUCCUCAAGCUCCCAUACGUUCGCAAGCCGCCAGUCCGCCAGGACAAGCAGAAGCUCCCACGCUGAUCAUGCGAGCACUCGUCAGCUCUCGCGAAGCUGGCAUCGUCAUCGGUCGUCAAGGCAAGAACGUGGCAGACAUCAGAGAGAAAGCUCAAGUCAAGGCUGGCGUCAGCAAACUCGUGCCGGGCGUGUCCGAGCGCGUUCUCACUGUGACCGGUCAGAUCAGUGGGGUCGCUCGGGCUUUCGGGCUCAUCUGCCAGACCAUCAUGGACAAUUCUAGUGGUAUACCCAAUGAUUCCCCUUCGACUUACACCGGACUGUCUGGCUCCACGCUGACCUUGCGUCUGCUCAUCUCAAGCGCUCAGAUGGGCGGUGUCAUCGGAAAGGCAGGAACAAAGAUCAAGUCUAUUCAGCAAACGUCGGGCACGCGAAUGGCCGCCUCUAAAGAACUGCUGCCUCAAUCCACAGAACGGCUCGUCGAAAUUUCUGGCCGUCCUGAGCAAGUCGAGAAGGCUGUCGCUGAGAUCGCAAAGGCGUUGGUCGAAGACGAAGCAAAGGCGGUCGGGACGAUAGCCUUCCAUCCCGCGAACCUCAAUCCAGAGCUCAGUGGUCUGCAGUCCAUACCGCCUAUCAUGCGAUCAAGUAGUUCAGGUACAGCUUCAAGAGCGCCAGCAGCAUCUGAUGGCCGUGCGCCUGGCAUGAUGUCGAUGCAGCAGCCGCAUCAACAGCCUCAGCACAUGUAUCCUGCCGCUUACGCUCAACAUGCGCAGCCAGCGCCAGCACCUGCCGCUGCGCCUCUGUAUGGCUACACGAACGAUCAUGCUCCGCCGCCUCGUCGUUAUGUACCGCCUCAAGGCUACAGAGCAAACGAUCCGCGCAAUACGCCGCAAGAUCGCUACCGCGCAAACGCUUCCAUUGCGUCUGCAGCUCAUGCUCCUGACCCAAACCUACGGACACAAAACAUCUCUAUACCCUCUGACAUGGUUGGUUGCAUCAUCGGCAAAGGUGGUCAGAAGAUCAACGACAUUCGCAAGUCGUCUGGAAGCAAGAUCAGCAUCGCAAAGACUGCUCACGAUGAGACGGGCGAGCGCAUGUUCACCAUCACUGGUACGGCUCAGAAUAAUGAAACCGCGCUAUUCUUGCUUUACGGUCAACUCGAAAAUGAGAAAGAGCGACGCCUUCGCAUGGACGAAGAGGGAGGCGUAGGACGCCAAAGACGUGAUGAUGCUUGA